Cornus florida is the source of this 2230-nucleotide messenger RNA. RefSeq names its product protein MODIFIER OF SNC1 11. The coding region runs from base 173 to 811 and encodes 212 amino acids. The transcript is spliced from 6 exons. NCBI's taxonomy places the organism in Eukaryota, Viridiplantae, Streptophyta, Magnoliopsida, Cornales, Cornaceae. Gene Ontology annotation, biological process: poly(A)+ mRNA export from nucleus. The record is from RefSeq and is a predicted model, not a curated record. Gene Ontology annotation, cellular component: nucleus.
AAUAUCUUUGCAGUACUUUCUCUCUCUCUUUCCGGGCCUCCACGCUUUUCUCGUUGGGAAUUCGCUUCGAUCUGUCUCAGAGGUGCAUAAAGAGUCGACAAAAGAGAGAGAGUACUACUCACACACCCUCCGUUCUCUUUCACUCGUAAUUCUCACUCAGUUACUUCCAUCAAUGGCUUCGGCAAACAUACAGAAAGAAGAAAACCCUAAAAAUAACCCAGACCAACAACAACCACCCACAGAUCCUUCACCAACUCUCACCACAGACCACACCCCGGACACCACGUCCGUCGUCGGUACGAACGCGCCUAUCAAGGACGGCGAAGAAUCGAAGAGUGCCGUGGAGUCUCCGGCGACCGAAGCUCUUCCGGUGGAUUCUACCGCCGCGAGCAGCAACGUAGACGCCCCUGUUUCCAGUAUUCAGAAGAAGAUUCGACGAGCCGAGAGGUUCGGGAUGGCUGUGCAGCUCUCUGAGGAAGAGAAGCGUAAUUCUCGAGCCGAGAGGUUUGGGACUGUGCCUGCUGCACAUGGAUCAGAUGCGUUGAAGAAAUCGGAGGACCAGAAGAGAAAGGCUAGAGCAGAGAGGUUUGGUCUUGUGCAGUCCGUGAAUGCUGAUGAGGAUGCCAAGAAGAAAGCUAGGCUUGCCAGGUUUGCAGCAGUUUCUAAGUCAGAUCCACUGGAAGAAGAUAAAAAGAAAGCAAGGGCGAUCAGGUUUUCACAAUCUUCAUCUGGUUCUCUAUCAGAAGUGAAUGGCAAAGGAAACAUUGAGCCGAAAGCAGCUAUUACGGGCAAGGCUGGUGGUGGGGUCUGAUUGUCCUACUUUCCUCUUUUACAGUUUAGAGUUCUAGCAUUUGUGACUUCCCCAAUAGCUUUUGUACACGUCUGCUUCUUUAGGCUAUAAAUUUAUGAGGUGCAGCACCAGAUUUUGGCAACCGGAAGAAGCUUUCUCUUUUCGAAGGUUCAAUUAUUAUCAAUUUGUCAUGGUGAGGCCUAGGAUAAUCAACAACUACCUCUUAGUGUUAAACCCAUCCGAAAUGACUGAAAUUACUGCCCGGGAAAAGUAUUCUGCUUCUGGAGUUUUAUAAAGCUAAGUCUCUCGUUUUGUUUUUUUGGUAGGUAAUGUAAGACCUCAAUUCUGUAGGAAUUACAGGUCACUAAGUUGGUUCUUCUAUUUGACAACUUUAUCCUCAAUUUUGUUCUCUCUGAUUGAGAUGUGGACAUAGGGACAUAGGCUAGGUGUAGUGAUUAAUUAUCAUGCUUGUGGUGCCACAUACUCAAGAUCCAGUUGGAGUCGGCAUAUGUUGAAUGUGCAAGUAUAAGAUCAUCUGAUCCAAGAUUGUUGUUUUAAAAUUGUCCUACAACUCCAUGUAGGAUUAUGUGCCCCUCUUGUAGAAGUCUGACCCAUAUUAAUUGAAAUCAGUUGGACGCCUAAUGUGGUUCACUUAAAUAUGAGAUCAUUGCGACCUUUAGGUUUUUCUGAAAUAGUCUGGAAAUUGUCAAUCGCUGAAAAGGAGAAUCAUUAGUAGACUUGGAGAACAGCAUAUGAAGCAAGCCUGCUUAUGAUGCUUUUAAUUCUAUAUUGAUAGCUUGCGAGUUGUUAAAUGAGGGUUUUUGAACUAUAUGCAUUUCCUGUUAGAUUUGAGAGAGUGAUUAAGUACCAUGUAAUGCAUUCAUUGAAAUCAGCUUGCAAGUUGUUAAAUGAGGGUGCCAUUUCCUGGUCGUUUCAUGGUAGUAAGGAGUAAUAUGUAUUUUGCCACUAUGAAUCGCAGAUCAGAUGAUACUGAAAUGUGUAUUCGAUUUUAAGUCUUCGUUGGAUUAGAUACAUGUACUUGCACAUUCUCCAUUUUGCUGUUUUCCAACUUGACUGCUACAGUUUAAUAGAGCAGUGGGAACAAAUUGAUGUUAAAGUUGUCAAGGAUGAAUUUCUGGGCAAGUGAAUCACAUGAUUUGUUAUUACGAGGGUAUAGAUUCAAAAAUUAAAGAUUUUAACUAGCCUGUCAUUUCAGUUAGAAUGACUCAAGUUGUUGAUUACCUGGUCUCACUGUGUGAAUUGCCCUGCUAAAGUGAUUGGAUAUGCAGCAAGGGAUGGAAGAAGACGUUUGGUAACAGAGAUUUGUAGUUUUUGUUGUAGAAUGUUUUGAUUUAUCAAUUUGUAAGGAUAAGGAAGUUGAUUGGGGAAAUAAUUAUAUUGUUUGUUUUAUUUUAUCUUAUUUUAUUAAUGUUUUUCUUA